UAAGACUCUAAGUACGAAGGAAAUGACUUUUCGUAAUCCAGUGGAACCCCCGCAGAAAUAUUCGUCGAAAUCGAGUAUCGAUUUAUGCCCGAUUAGCCGUCCACGUCUUUCAUUCAUCGAAUAAUUCACGCUUUUUAUCGACCGAGAUAAUAUUGGUGAGAUUUCGAUUACUUAUCGUCGAAGGUCGCUGCUGUAAACGCGUAUCGCGAUAAAACUUUUCGUGAUUCAUUCGACUUUCGAUUUAUCGCUCUCUCUUUAGAAAACUCGUACUUUCUUCCAACUGGGUUCGAACUGGGUGCUUUUUCCGUACUCGUGUAUCUGGCGAUUUGUCGAAACUUGGAACGCGUCUUUUCGGUAAUCCGUUGGCCAACCGAGGCUAAAAUUAGUUGGAGAUAGAAAGUAUAAUGUAGAGUCGAUACGCUGUAGAAGUUCGUUAUCUCGUGGGUUCGAGCGAUUCAGCUCCACGAAGGACAAGGAAUAAGCCCGCGGUACGCGUCCAGCUCCGUCGGGGUACGCUUUCCCCACCUCGACGCUUCGAAUAAACUCUCUCGAUCCCCUCUCGAUCCUCGUCCGGUCUUCCGUCUUCCUCUUCGUUCUUCCCUCCAUUCUUCCCUUCCCUCGCGUAAUGCGCCACGCCGAGAAAGACAGGGAGAGAGAAAGAAAGAGAGAAGUAGCUCUUCUCUUUCUCUUCCUCUCUGGUCUCUUGCUCCGUUUCUCCGCUACCUCUUCUUCUUCAUCUGGGUUCCUACCCUCGGUGUCUCUCUCUCGUUGCGUACGCACUUACCUGCGGAACGCGGUCGUACGUGCUCUCGCGACGGUGGCGCUUCGGAUCCGCUCUCUUUCUCGGCCGAGAUCGUGGCUCGAUCCUCGAUCCUUGAUCUUCUUCCGAAAAAUCGUCGCGAUCGGUGUUUCGAGGAGUUUCGAGGAGUUACGAGGCCGCCGGUGCGCGGAGGCGGCGUCGAGUGCGCCAGUGACCCACGAUCGAACCGCGGUAGCCGAAAAUCGAACCAGUUUCCAGACGAAACCGGCCGAACUGGAAGCGAGUUACCGGCUAACUCGGCCGUAUUUUCGGUGCCAGGUUCGCGAGACGGUUCUUCGUUUCCGUUCCGGACCGCCGCUCUCCCCUCCAACUCGCUUCUUCUUCUUCUCCUUCUUCUUCUUCUUCUUCCUCUUUGGACGGUUGCGCAAGCAGGUAUUCGGAAAUAGCCCAUGGAUCGCGGUUAUGAAUCGAUAGCGAACACAUGCUGGACACGCAGCCCACGCCGGCUUCCUCGUCGAGGAUUACGCGCGAUUAUUCGCCUCGUGCCGCGUCGUCAUUCCAGCGAACGAUCGUUCGAAAACGGUGUUUGUUCGAUUUUCGAAGAAGAAUCGCUUUCGAUCGCUAGACGUUGAUCGGCGAUCUGUGAUACUAGGAACAGUGCAUCUUCGGACUUUCAGCCGUUUACUCUUCAAGGAACUGGAACAUCGGAACUUUGAAAAUUUUGUUAUGAACGAAAGACACGUGGUACCACGGAUAGAGUGUGUCUCGAAAAGAAAUUGGAACUUGGAACAAAUGGUCGCGAACUGAAAAUCUGUGAUACUAAAAAUACCGUAUUCGGAACUUUGAAGCACCGAUUCCCCAAAGAAUCGGAACCUCGAGGAACUUGUCAUGGGCUGAAGGGACCUGUCCAGCUACGUAUAGUGCACCGUAUGACUUUCAAGGCCAUGCUGCAGAGAAAGUCGUGAAUUGGUCCAACUCGAAGUCCAUCUACGACCCUAAAUUUGGAUCGUAAAACUCAUCUUGGAAGAAUUCGACCUCGGGAGAAAAGAUACCGUGAUCUAUCCAGUUCGGAUCCGAAUGACAGGGCGUCUAACGCGUGCGAAAUCGUGGACGCGUUGUCGUCGCGCUGCGUGAUCGAGGACCCCCAAAGGUCCUAGCAUGGGAUAGAAAGAUUCGAACGACGCCUCGGUCGUGACGAUCGAAACUCGAUCGAUGGCUGAACGGAAAUUUCGAAGCGUUGUUCGUGCACGCUCGAACCGAAGUGAUGUAAUAGGUGGCGCGAAAUCGAGCGAAUGACAGUGAUCCGAGGGAUUCGUGUAUGUACAGCGAGCACUCGAGGACGGCACUCAUGUACGUCGACUACAGCGGCGACGUUUAUGCCGGAAUGGGAAUCAAGGCCAUGAAGUCCUUUGCCAGGCCCAGAGAUAUACCGGCGCAAGUGCCGCCGUUAACACCUGGGACCAACAAGAAGAUGACCGAGGCCCUAGAGGCCUCUUUCGCCUCGUGGGAGAAGGAACGAGUCCGUCUGAACAUAACCAAAGACCCGCGGCAAUGGUCGGAAGCAGCUGUAGCUCACUGGUUGCACUGGGCAAUCGGUGAGUUUUCCCUGGAGGGUGUGGCGAUGCAACCCUGGCAACACAUGACAGGGAAACAGAUUUGUGCCAUGGGGAAGGAAUCCUUUUUGGCACGUGCUCCAGCCUUCAUGGGCGAUAUCCUGUGGGAACACCUCGAGCUUCUACAGAAAGAUGUCGACGCGGCGAAGGCCUCGCUGGAGAACGUGCCUGCCAAUGUGUACGAAAGCGUAUGCGUGCCAGAUUUAGGUGAUUUCUUGGGAUACCAGGGGACGGGGCAUCAGGUGGCGACGCCGGAACACAAGAGUCCAGCGACGCCCGCUAGUUCCACCACCUCGAACUCGUCGUCGACGAACCCUCGAACCGGGACACAACCGUCGGCCCCGUUGCAACCACCCUCCGCCACCGCCUCUCUGCCAUCGAGACAGUAUCAUAACGAUGGAGGCUACAAUCAUCUACGCAGUCCCGUAUGUCAAGACGAGAACCAGAGGGAUGAAACGUCGCCUCCACCCCAUAGCCAUACUACUCAAGCGCCAAACUCUCAUUCCAGUACUCCGAACAGCACCAACAAUAACAACAAUAAUAACAACGCGAAUAGCGCUUACAUACAUUUACGGAAUUUGAAUCAGCUCAAAACGGAGUCAAACUACAGCAGUCACCAUAUAACAGAACACCUUCAAGGAGGUGGCGGUGCAUUAACGAGCGGCAACGAUCUCGCAGCAACAGGAACCAACGAAAGCGAGCUGAGGGUCAGCCAGUCCGCGACGGACAGUUACAUGACCCCGGCUCAUUAUUCCGGCUACGACGAAGCCUCCGAGUACCACAGUCUGCCGCAGGAUCAUCAGCCGCCUCAUCCGUACAACGUGGACAGCUCACCGGAAUUCUACAGCACCAGUGGAAUUCAUCUGGAGCCGAAAUACCAGCCGUCGCCGUUCAAAAACUAUCCGCGAGGUCGCUACCAUGAAGGAUACAGCGAGGGUAGUGGAUACGGACAGUACGAUGCGACGCCAUUCCAAACGGUUCCAGGAAGCGGAAGCGGAGGUGGAGGUGGCGGCGUUGGAGGUGACCAGUGGGGAGUUGGCCCGCUCGAACAUCUCACUCAUCAUCCUGCAUUUCUGGCUGGCCUUGGACCACGGGACUCUUCCAAUCCUCAUCAUCCCUCCUCCAUUGGCAACAAUCCUGACCAGAAGCCUCUCCUACAGAGCGCUAUGAUUCCUGGUUAUACAAGUAGUGGACCUUGCUUUACCGGUUCAGGUCCGAUUCAGCUCUGGCAGUUUCUUUUGGAGCUGUUAACGGACAAAUCGUGUCAAGGAUUCAUCUCGUGGACCGGCGACGGCUGGGAAUUCAAGCUGACGGAUCCUGACGAGGUGGCACGUCGUUGGGGUAUUCGUAAAAACAAGCCUAAAAUGAAUUACGAGAAGCUGAGCCGUGGUCUGCGUUAUUACUACGAUAAGAACAUCAUUCACAAAACGGCUGGCAAACGAUACGUUUAUCGCUUUGUCUGUGACUUACAAAGUCUUUUAGGAUACAGUCCAGAAGAACUCCACGCAAUGGUAGAUUUGAAGCCAGAGAAAAAGGAAGAAGACUGAGUUUUUGUUACUGGAUGUGUCUGAGGACUGUGUCGUUGCUAAAAAAAUGGAAAAAGGAAUCUAAAUUCCUAGCUAACGUACUGGGACAAAGUUGAAACUCAAACGAAACAAUGUAACGAACAAUGUGUAACGAACAAAUGAUGGAAGAAGAAGCAACUGGUGUAUCGUUAAUGAAAGAAUUCUUCAAUGACGGAAGACAAGACUAACCAAUUAACGUCUUCUUCUAUGUCCAAAUAAUAUAUGAUAAAAUUAAAUCGGUCGUAUGUACCAAAGACAGGGUCUGCAUACCAUUGGUGCCUAAAGUUAAUGACUAAAAAAUUGUGAAUUUGUUUCUAAGUGAUUAAUUUGCCAAGCCAGAUUUUAGAAGAUAUUUAUAGGAAAUAACUCAACAGUUUAUACAUAUUAUAUAUAUAUAUAUAAAUAUAUUAUAUAUAUAUAUUUUUAAUGUUACAUGAUUUCUAAGCACUACUUCAAAGCACACGAUGCGUCUAAAUUAUUUAUGUCCCAUCAUUUUUAAACAUGCGUGUUAUAUCUUUGUUGACGAAUAACACCAUUAUGUGAUUGUUAUUACUAUAAUUUUACUACAAUAAAAGCCAUUAUAUCAUUAUUAAACGGCGAGCUUCAAAUUCGACGUUACAAUAUUUUUUUCUAUGCGUAGGUUAUCCUUAAGUUUAGUAUUAUACGAAAUAUUGUGUUUCCGAGCUCGCUUGGCCGCACCAACUGUAAAACACUCGUUUUAUACUUACUCUCGAUCUUUUCCCCUGUUCGCUUCCUCGAUAUUUUGAUGUACGACCAUUUUCAGGUGAUCAAUUAAGAUCGUUUCAAGCGCGAACUAAGUAUGCUGUUAAUUUCGCGACAAGUAUGUUUCGAUCAUGGAUAUUAUGCCCAUGGUUUUAAUGGCGUUUCUUUUUUUUCGCGAAAUCGUUUCGUUGAUCUCUUGUGUUUUUGCUAACGAUUGCACAUAUUGUUUUCGAAGGAAAGGGCGACGUGCAACCAGUGUUCAAGAUCAUAAAUGCGUAGAACAGUAUUUGUAAUAGAUAAUCGAUGUUUAAAAUACCGGUGAAUUAAAAAAAAUUUAUUCCAGAAUCUAACGUUUUUAUAUUUGUAUAGGUGAAACAUUACUGUUGAUGUUAAGUUAAAUCAAUUUUAUUCUGUGUUUAUUCUCUAUUUCAAAUGCUGUUUUACUCGUACAAUGCAACCUCGUUAUGUGAACUCUGAAUAAUUUGAAAAUUUGACCAUUUAAAAUUCCUUGCUCAUAUUGGAAAAGAAAGAGUGUCGUGAAGAUUUGUAAAAACGAAUUCGCUGUACAGACAAUAUAACGAGACUACACUGUACUUAUAAUACGCUGUAGUGUGUAUCGAAAACGUCUGCUUUCCGGAGAAAAUUUUCCAUUGGAUCUUUCGAGUCCGUCUCAAACGUGUAACAUGAUUUUUUUCGCGAAAUAUAUAGCAAUAAUUAAAAGUAGACGUUUUUAAGGGAUAUUUUACGAUCUUUGUUGUAUAUAAUGCGUAAACGGCUGAAGCGUUAGAACACUGGGUAACGUGUUUUAGAUGAAAUUGACAUAAUAAUGAUAUAUUUUAUGCGAUUCAUGAAUCUUUUUUAUUUGUAUUGUAAAAAUAUUGUUCGUCGUUAACGACGAGUUACAGAGCGAGGAAUGUAUACGUAUCUAUGUACGUAUGUAAUUACGUAUUUUAUAUAAAUUAUAAGCUUCUUUAAUUACAUUUGUUAAAUGUUCGCGUGAAGAGACGACGAUUAAAAACGAUGAUGUAGAACGGUAUUUGAUUAUAUAGAUUGUAAAAGAGAAACUCGUAGAUCGAUGAUUAAUUAUGAACUUAAAGGAAGGAAAGAAAAACGUUAACUAUGAAAUUUAGUUAAUCUCAAGAUUAGAGAUCUUGACAUAUCCGUCACGAUUGUUAAGUUUUCUAUGUAACGAAGUAAUUUAGAUACGUUUAUGAUUACCAGAACGUGGUUAACAGUAUACUGAUUUCAAAAGCAAGUCGUAAACGUUGGAUUAAAUUUACGAUGAUACGAUAAAUAUAUACAUAUUUCAGAUUUAUAUGAACAAUCAAUGAAAUCCAGAAAUUAUGUGUAAUAUUAUCAUUUACAAAUUAUUCCUCCUCUGCACACGACUGGACGUUCGUAAAUUGUAUUGAAUACUCUUAGUCGAAUAAAACAGCAAAACAGGAAUUAUAUAAAUCUUUCACGUAUUCUGUGUGUAAAGUAUUCGGUCAUCGUUUCUGACAAUUAUAUAAAGUUACGACAGCGACAUGUGAAAAUUUUUCAGUAGUUGCAAUAAAAUAAAGAAAUUUUUAUAAAUA
Molecule: messenger RNA, 6238 nt
Organism: Megachile rotundata (alfalfa leafcutting bee)
Lineage: Eukaryota; Metazoa; Arthropoda; Insecta; Hymenoptera; Megachilidae
Gene: pnt
Product: ETS transcription factor pointed
Biological process (GO): cell differentiation; regulation of transcription by RNA polymerase II
Cellular component (GO): nucleus
Molecular function (GO): sequence-specific DNA binding; DNA-binding transcription factor activity, RNA polymerase II-specific
Source: RefSeq, a predicted model, not a curated record